Ylistrum balloti is the source of this 7967-nucleotide messenger RNA. RefSeq names its product sodium- and chloride-dependent GABA transporter 2-like. The record is from RefSeq and is a predicted model, not a curated record. NCBI's taxonomy places the organism in Eukaryota, Metazoa, Mollusca, Bivalvia, Pectinida, Pectinidae. Bases 496 to 2442 code for a protein of 648 amino acids. Gene Ontology annotation, cellular component: membrane. The transcript has 20 exons. Gene Ontology annotation, biological process: sodium ion transmembrane transport.
AAUUGUAUUCAACAGAGGAGAGCCUGUACAGCUCACAGAUUACUGGUUCUGUUUGUGCUGUAGUAUUUUCUCUGGCAUUGAUGGAGGAAGUGCUAGGACAGUACCAAUGUGGCAUAAAGUAUUGUGGCAUUACAGUGGCAUUUUAGUGGCAUCCUUGUGAUACUGUAGUGUUUGAAUUCUGUGUGUGAUAUUCCUGGAAAUAUAGAUUUGUAUAUAAGAUUGUACAGGGACAUAUCAUUGGUAUCUACUGGGAGGCUGCAGUGUUUAUAUGUACUGCAUCAGCAGGGAUUGUACACCUCUCACCAAACAGGUAAAGGUCCGUUAUCACAGAAAUGAGGAGUCAAGUGAUGAAAGAUUGGAGCACAUAGAAUGAAGGAAAAAAACAUGAAAGACCAAUAUACUUGACAAUUAGUCUGACUUUUUUUAUUUAUUUACCUUUGGACUGGUGACCUUUUGACCCUUGACCUUUGUCACCAAGUCAACCUUCUUGCAACCAUGGGAGAGCCUUCAGCCAAAUGGAACCUUUUACAACUUGCCUUUGUAGCGGUCUACCCAGCAUGUCUGUCUUCUAUACGAAUGGUAGAUGGUAUGGCCCUACUCGCCCUGUAUGUGUUCCUGUUUAUAUUAUGUAUACCACCGAUGUUCAUACAACACAAACUGGGAGGAUACGAACAGAAAGGCAUUGUGGGUCUCUUCUCCAGAUAUCUUCCAAUAGCAAAGGGAGUAGGCGUGGCCUUGCUGAUUGACCUGUUCCUGACCUGUGUGUACUUUGCACCGUUGGUGUGUCACUUUGGGAUGUACGCUGUGAUUUCUAUGAUCCAGGAGCCUUAUCUAUGGGAAGGCUGUAGUAAUGCAUGGAACACAGACAAGUGUGUGGAGAAUCUACCUGUCACUGUUCACUCUCAGAAUGAGGGAGUGUAUUACAACCGAUUGUCUGGACAGACAUCUGAUGUUGCAAGACAAACACCAGAGAAAGAAUUCUUUAACCUUCAGUAUCUUCAGAUCACAGAUAAGAUAUCGGACAUCCGUGGUUUUCCAGUGUGGAAUAACACUGCUCCAUUCCAGGAUAUUGGUUUCUCCGUACUUCCAGUCGGCUUGACAGUUGUCUGGCUGGUAGUGUUCCUCAUUGUGGCAUUUGGUGGGCGUGUGUGUGGCUGGAUUUUGUUUGUGAUGUGCCCUGGAUUUCUUGGGACGCUUUUUGCUGUUCUGGUUUACGGCUAUAUGAACCUGGAUAAGGCUGCUUCAAACCAGUUCCUCGGCCGAUUCUACAACCUCAACUUUGAUGGUUUUGUAGACAUUCGUACCAAUAGAAAACUGAUCACGGAUUGGGAGAAAGGCUUCAGUCUUCUGAUGAAUUCGUUUCCAGUGUGGACAGCCAUACCUGCCACUCUGGGCAAAAUGACUGGACGUGGAAAAGUCAGUCGUAAUCUAGGCUGGCUACUCAUUAUACUAGUAUACGCCUGUAUAGUCCAGGUACCACAGCUGGCCAUGGCUCCGUAUCUAGGCAACCUGCUUGACAAAACCUCGUCUUCACUACCAGAGAGCACUUUCUUAGAUUUCAAUAAUGUGGGCAGUUCUUCAGGGAGCACUGUAGACAUUUGUAUCAAGGUCGUGUUCCAGGCCAUGCCAGCAGCCUUCUCUAUACUCAACAUACCCAAAGAGUAUGCCAUGCUCUUUUUCCUGUCUCUCUUCCUCAGUGGAGUCAUGUUCCUGUCGGUUGGGAUGCUGACAAUCGUUGACAAUAUUUGUGACAGUCUGUUCUCCCGUUCAUCACGUUUAUCGUCUCACAAGAUAGUCGUCAACUUUGUCAUCUCAUUUGUCAUGAUUGUACUUGCCCUGGGGGCAGGUUUCAUCCACAUGACCCAGGCGGGCAUGUACUACACAGUGCUGAUGGACCAAUCUGUCCUCAGACUUCGCUUCAUCACCGUGGCACUUCUGGCAUUCUCCAUUAUCAUAGUGUAUGUAAGAAAUCGUUUUGCUGUAGCAGAAAAGGUACUGCUGAGUAUAUGGUGUAUACUAGCUGCCAUAGGAGCUACAGGCUUUUGGCUGUACUCAUUUAUCAUCACCAAAAACAUCCCCAUUAGUUACGCUGGUCACCAAGUGUCUGAUCUCUGGGAACUGAUCAGCUGGUUACUAGCUGGUGUGCCAUACAUUGCCAUCCCUGCAGCGGCCAUUCACAGCUGUAUGCUGCACGAGGGUGACUGCAGUGAGAGGUCCCGUUACCUCCUGUGUGGCGGUGAUGAAGACGAUGACGACGAGGAAGAACCAAGGAAUUAUGAUGGUUAUUUUCCUACUGAGCCGACGGCUCCACCUUACAGCUAUAUGGACCCUGGUGGUCAACACUACAGCCAUUCUCUGUACCCUGUAGAUGAUCUACACAAGGCGACCUACGACCCUGAGAUGGAGCCACUAAACUCUGACGUACGGACAAGUCGCAUUUAGAUAUCACACGUUUUGAAUAGGAAUUUGGUGGCUUAUAGACAUCAACCAAAAUGAGCAAAGACUCCACACAAAGGGGCAGAUAACUCAAGUGAAAAGAAAACCACAUGAUGGGAUAUUGUUACUGUGCCCUUAUGAAAUGAGAUUAAUAGGAAUUCAGUUGAUCCCUCUCUACAAAACGUCAAAUGACUGAAUAUUAUAUCUCUUGUUUACACAGACUACAAUGAAAGGAGAAUAAUCUUCGGUAGAAGAGUGUAUAUAGAGUGAUCUCCCUUUGAAUAAUGGAAUUAAACUGUAUUUGAAGUUAUCAGGAUGUGUGGAUUAUGUACAGUAUCUGAUGUAGAUCGGUUGACCACAAAUCAUGAAUUAAUCUACAAAAGAUGUGCCAGUGAAUUCCUGCUAUCCCUUGUUAGAGCUUAAAGUCUGUGGAUGGAGUGAAUCCAUGGGCAGAUAACUCUUCAGGAUAGAUGAAUCCUUGUGAAAUGAAUGGAAUUAUUGUUUAUCUUCUCAGCAUUUGAUGUUAAAAGGUUCAUAUUAUUGCUUUUUUACUGUUUUAAUGAUGAAAUUUUAUAAUAGAAUCGAUGUUCAGAAAGAAAGUUCUCUGGAACAGCAACAAGUGUUACACUACAGCAGUGUGUCAGACAUGUUGGAGGAACUGUCAUAUUGUGUGAUUUAAUGACGGAACAAAUCUGUGACACAAAAAAAUGGAUCUAGUCAAUGUCUGUGUUUUGAUAUAUUGUCAAGGGAAGGCAACUAGGGCUCUACCAGGGGAGAUAAUUGCUGGCAAUUUUCACACUUCUGAAAAUGUUUGUUUGGUGUAAAAUUAUGCCAAUUAUGAUUUAUGGAAAAACAACUGAAUUACGAAAGUAUUGGAGAUGACUGCUGGGAGAUCAAAUGUUACAAGAUAAUGUAAUCAUGACUGUGACAGAUAUAUUUCUCCAGGGAUGCUGUGUACUCUGAUGUAGGAUGCGACUCCAAAAGCUCAAAGGGGAAGUAACUCUCUAAUAUCAAAACACUCAGGCCAUCAUACUAUGCCAUACACCACAGAGGCAUCUCAAAUCACCAUCCUGCCUUUUAUGGAGUGGUCAAAACUGAACAAAUUGUGAAAAUAGACAGACAGAGUUGGUGCAGUUUUGGCAGCAUCAUUGUCCCACCAAUUAUAAUAAAUGAUGAAAUGUUUGCCUUCUGUAAUCUCAACAACCUUUAUACAAGGGAGGUAAAUGAUGUAACAUCUUCUAAGUAACAAAGGAGGCAAUCCAAAUAGACAAAUUGUCAUAGAAACUGGCCUAUGUAGCGGGAUCUGCCUAUAAAAGUUACAAUUAGAAUAGAAAAUCGUCGGGAGAAAUUUAAUCACAUCAUCAGAUUUCCUAAAGCAAGCAAACUACUUGGGUUUUUUUUUUUUUUUUUGUUGUUGUUGAGAAAUUUGAUUCUUUUCUUGGUAAAGGGUCAUAAUUCAGGUCAUUGAUGUAAUGCUGGCAUGAAUAGAUAUCUAUAUUCUCUCAUCAGUGUCUACAAUUUGUUUAUAUGUCACUGCCAGUGUAAGCUAACUGCUAAGAGAGUUCAAAGUUCAACUGUCAGGCAACAUCAGUGAUUGACUAUUGAAGGUCAAAGGUUAACUGUCUGAAAAAGGUCAGAUGUUGAUUUAAUCAUUCAUUUUUGUAUCAUAUACAUUCAGUGCAAAUGAUUUUUCAGAAAUUUAUAGAUAUUAUCACUGAUAGUGUGUAUUGAAUGUUGAGAUUUUUUUAUAGCUGUUGGAUAUGUUCUAAUAUUGUGUGUAUAAUUACAGUGGUUACACAACUGUAAUGUAGAGAAUUUAUCACAGCCAACAUAUAUGGGAGAGUUUGAUAGAUAAAUUACCAUAUAUGGGAGAGUUUAAUAGAUAAAUUACCAUAUAAGGGAGAGUUUAAUAGAUAAAUUACCAUAUAUGGGAGAGUUUAAUAAAUAAAUUACCAUAUAAGGGAGAGUUUAAUAGAUAAAUUACCACAUAAGGGAGCAAUCAAUAUUUAUAGAUAAUUAUAGUCUUAUCGUUCUUAAAUCAUGGAUUUAUAAUGAUGUUUAAAGUAAACUUUUUCAGAGAAAAUCAACAAAACAAAAGAUUUCUGUACAAUUCAUAGUUUGCCUUUGAAGUCAGCCAAACAUUAAUGCAAAGUUUAGUGAAGACAAAAUUUCAAAUUACCAGAAAAGAAUUUUACACUACAGUGCUUCACAAAUUGCUUGUGAGAUGUAAAAAGUUUUGGUUCUGUUUUAUUUUGGCCUGAUUUGACAAGGAAGUAAGUUAGAAUUAUUUUUGUCACCUCAGGAAAUGGUUUUAUAGACGUUCUAAGGUCUAAAAAUCACAUACCUAAAACAGCUAGUCAUAUGACAACUAUUAUUGGUAGAUUUAGCACUGAAAAACUUGUUAUAUAUCUUAUUUGUCCAGUUUGAAUUUUCUUUUAAUUUUAUGUUUAGAGAUCUUUUUGUCGGAUAUCCUUAAGAUUCAAAAGUUUGUAAUAUUCUUUUGUAAUUUUGAAGCACAAAAAAUUUUUUUUUUCUAUUUUAAAAUUUAAAGACUUAUUUGAAAUUUUAAAUCAACAUUUUUUUUUUUUUUUUUUAAAUCAUAUCAAAGACCUUUUUUAAAAAUUUCAAAUCUACAACUUUUUUUUUCACUUUUUAAAAUCUUAAAUCAAUGACUUUUUAGAAAAAAAUUUAAUCAAAGGCUUGUUUACGAAUGGAAUGCUAUCACUGUCAUUUGGAAUAAACUAACAAUGUUACAUUAGACUGUUUAUUUAUAUUGAUAGUUUAUAAAGAACAAAUUACUAACAAUAGAUAAGUACAGUAGUAUAUAGAGUCUAUACAUGAGUUGUUAAACAACAGACAUCUGUGAUGUAGGACCAAGUUUGAUCAGAAGGUAAUCACAGUAACAUGUGACAAAUAUUGAAACUUAAUUUGUUCAAGCAGCACUUUUUUUAUCCAAAACGUGGUUGUGAAAUGGAUAGAGAUAAUUCUUGUCUAUAUAAAUGUUACUUUCCUUACAUAAAGCUUUUAUCAUUAUAAAACGAUGGCUUGAUGAGGGAAUUAGUUACAAAAUACUCAUAAAUUUAUGUCAAUCUACUGCUAUCACAUAUAGACGACAUAGUUACCUCAGCUCUGUGUCUUAUCAUUAUCUUCACUUAUAACAUGAAUUUAAUUUAAAUUUGUGUUCAGAUCCAUGUCAACGAAUAUCCAUUUUUAACUGUCAUUUUAUUGAAAAUUUUAAGACUUUUUUAAAAGGUUAUUGGACAUCAGUGAUCAAUUGAGGAAGGUUUUCGUGUUUUUUUUAAGUUGACCGGUAAAAUAUCAGAGAUACCAGUGUCUUACUGUUCAUUUGUUUUAACAAAGUUGUCAUCAGUUCAUUAAGUCACUCAUGAUAUGAUUCUGUAUCUUAUAGAAUUGAUACAUUUUAAAGUUUUUAAAUAAACGUAUUUGCUUUAAAAUAUUAACAGUAAAUAAGACUACAUUAUCCGUGUAUAUACUAGAUAUAACUAACACUAUAACGACAGUAUUAUUUAAAUGUUUUAUUCUUUCGUAAAUCAAUAAAUAAACAAAAAUUAGGAUGCUUUAUUAAAAUAGAUAUUUUGAAUUCAUAAAAUGUUGUAUGGUUGGCUUCUCAGAAUAUUUUUAAAAUUACUUUAUUUUGUUGUUUAGCAGGUCAGUAUAAUGUCAGAAUAUUUAUUUAUCAAUGUGUAGCUAAAGUAACGUAUGUUAGGUGAAAAUUUUACCCUCAGAUUUCACAGAUUUUAGAUACACACACAUAUGCUUUAAAUUUAAUUUUGAUGUAGUAAAAGUGGAUCUAGAUUUGUAAUACUACAGAUAUAACAGUUUAAAGGUUUAACAUUAUAUUACAGGUUUAAGUGUUUGUGCAUUAAUAUGUUAAAACAUUGAAUGGAUCUUGUCUCUGUCAACAUCCAACUAACUAAUUAGAAUUAAAGCUGAUACCCCAUUUCAGUAGGGAUACAUUUACACGUCAUUAUAGAUACAGUGAUGUUUGUUAGAAACAGAUAUCACCAUUAUAUAAGUAAAACAUGCAGUUUAAUUAGAAAAACCACUUAGUAUUUUCUUGUAUUUGACUUACCAAUUUUAUCUCAUUUUACCCUAUUUCAGUUAUGUUGUGUUUUUUCUUUCCUUUUUUUCUUUAAUGUAAAAUAUUGAAAUGGUUAAGAAUUUUUUUCAAAUGAAUUUAUUGUAAAAGAACUGACAUUUUAAUCCAAGACAAUUUUGUUGAUAUUCACUACUGAGAAGUAAGUUUGGUACCAGCUUAUGUGUUGUUGUAAUCAGGUACAUGUUUUAUAACAGGAGUGCUAGUUAUAGUUUGUCAGUAUUUUCCAUGAAUGCGUAUAGAUUUUUCCUCAAUGUGCAAUAACCAUUCCAUAUUGACCCUAACACCCCUGGUAUAUUCUGUCGGUCAGAAUCAACCCCGAUAAAUACGGGAUUUUAGUGAGUUACGUAUCAGUAGAUUUGUAAUGUUUUUGCUGAAUUGUAUGUAAAUUAUUUUUUUUAAUCGACUACAGAAUGAGGUAGGCUGGUUCAGUGUGUAGGUAUUCAUGGGAGAAACACACCAUCAUUAUUAAUGUAACUUUAUUUCAGUAAUGGUAAUUUAUUAAAAUGAAAUUUAAUAAAUUUAUAUGUGUUAUUAAAAGGAAAACACAUAAUUUGAGUUGCUUUUGUGCAAUGUUAUUUUGAAUUUUUACAUUUUUUCACUAUCAAAGCUUGAGCUGAAUGGUGGAAGGUGAAACACACUCAUGGACAUGACAUCACUAUACACAUAAUUCCUUCUAAAAAAAUUCAUUGUAUUUUAAUUCUGUGGUUUGUCUGUAGCCGCGAAAAUAAGGAAAUUUCCACACAAUGAGCAAGUCAUAUUUAACAUCACUGUAGAUUUUGUAACUUCAUUUCAACAUUACUAGGAUAAUUUUUGGCAGUGUUACCUACACAGAUGCAUUUCUUGUCAUAGCGGUUUGAAAUGAAGAGUGAAAGUGUUUACAAGGUCAAGUGCUUUAAAACAAUCCUUGUUAUGCUGGAUUAUUUUGAUUAUUUUAAUUUUUUAAAAAUGAUUUUAAAUCCAGAUAAAAAGUCAUGAAUCCAGCUCUUGAGGCAUUUUUCACACUUUAAACAGAUCAUGUUAUCAGAUAUCAGGUGGCCCUAACAAUAUCAGGUGAGUUGGCCACACUUGUAUUGGGUUAAAAGAAAUAACAGAAAAAAUCUUCUGAAUUCAAGUGAAUAAUAUAAUGUGCAAAAACUAUUUAAAUUUGAAGUAUGUCGGCAAACAUGCUUUCACUAAAAACAUUACAGAUUCUUUUAGUUUUGAUAAAGAAAUCAUUAAUGGCCUGAAAUUCUAAAUCUAAAAUUAUCACCCAUCAUAUUCUGUUAAAAUAAUUAUUGUGUACAAGUGUAGCUUGAGUGUGUCAUACUUAAUUUCACAUAAAAGAUAUUUAAACAACAUAAAAACACUAAGCUGGAUCCUUGUUGGAAGGGUCUUAAUCGAUGUGGAGUUUUAACUGUUUUCGUGUGAACCU